Molecule: messenger RNA, 411 nt
Organism: Funneliformis caledonium
Lineage: Eukaryota; Fungi; Glomeromycota; Glomeromycetes; Glomerales; Glomeraceae
Source: the annotation of a GenBank genome assembly
AUGUCUAGUGCAGCUGGUGGUAAAUCUGGUGGUAAAUCUGCCGCUACAGUUUCUAAAGCUAGUUCAUCCCGUUCAGCCAAAGCAGGUCUUCAAUUCCCUGUUGGUCGUAUUCACCGUCUACUUCGUAAAGGAAAUUAUGCUCAAAGAGUUGGUGCCGGUGCUCCCGUUUACCUUGCCGCCGUUCUUGAAUACUUGGCUGCGGAAAUUCUGGAACUCGCUGGAAAUGCUGCUCGUGAUAACAAAAAAUCAAGAAUCAUUCCUCGUCAUCUUCAGUUGGCCAUUCGUAACGAUGAAGAGUUGAACAAGUUACUUGGUCAUGUUACAAUCGCUCAAGGUGGUGUCCUGCCGAAUAUUCAUCAAAAUCUUUUACCCAAGAAAUCAAAGAAGGGAGCUGCUGCAGCCGAAGUUUAA